Molecule: messenger RNA, 1017 nt
Organism: Angiostrongylus costaricensis
Lineage: Eukaryota; Metazoa; Nematoda; Chromadorea; Rhabditida; Metastrongylidae
Source: the annotation of a GenBank genome assembly
AUGUGCGCAGCUUCAUCAAACAUCCGUAACUUUUGGCAGUCUCAUACAGCUGAGCAUCAAAGCGAUAAAAAAAGAACAAAGCCCUCUGUACCAGAGAAAGCAUACGGCUUUCCGCGAUGGCGGUCGACGGACGCACUUUCAGCAUCUCUGGUCGCAUCGAAUAACGUUGAGAUUCCCCCGGACAGUACCGUUCCCGAAGAAAGACUGCAAAAAAUGAGAGAAACCGAGCGAAUUGCACAGAUUGACAAGGCGUACAUGCAUCAACAAGUCGAGCCUUCUCGGCGAUUGCAUAAGGGCAAAAGUCUGGAUUCCUUGACUAUUCAGCUGAACGUACAUCCAUGGUAUGACCGCAGGAAAAUUCGUCAAUCGAUCAGCAAGGAAUCCAUUGCGAACAUAGCAAAAACGCGAGAACGAUUUGAAACGCAAGGAGAAGUUGAGCCAAGCAGGGGACUCAAGAUUUCUGAUGCCUGUUCACGUACAACAGAGUUGUUGAAAAAACACUCGUUUGACGGAAUGAUACCUCGUCGGGCCUCAUCACACUCAGUAAAGCCUAAGCUUCAGAAGGAUGGGAUCUUUUUUGAUGACAAUGAAAAUCGAUCGCACAUUGUUUCCUCUAAGGGUUUUCAUGACGAGCCGAAGUACACUUUGGAAGGAAUCACUGACCAUUCGUAUUCCGAAGAAGAGCAGCUUUUCAUGCUUUACAUGAGACAAAAUCCUGAAAUCAUCUCUAAUUUGGGUAUCACGUACUGUUCAUCAACUGCACAAGCAAUGGAGGAGUUGCAAGGCAGACGGGUCGAACUUCGGUUUCUAGACGACAAAAUUUCACGUCCACGUUUGGAGAAGCGCGUCAGUUCGUUGAUCAAGUCUGAGAUAAGGGAGCUUCAAGAGCGUGAGGACGAGUUACUCGAAUCUAGAAAAGAACUUGGACUUCCUACUCUACAGUUGCCGUCAGAUGCAUUAAGAGCUCCAAAUGUGGAGUGUUUCGGCUCAACAAAUGCAUUCAACGAAUUUUGCUAA